Messenger RNA from Xyrauchen texanus (razorback sucker), 5827 nucleotides. It is a transcript of the gene rasa1a, whose product is annotated as RAS p21 protein activator (GTPase activating protein) 1a. The transcript is spliced from 26 exons. Gene Ontology annotation, molecular function: protein binding. Bases 535 to 3528 code for a protein of 997 amino acids. Gene Ontology annotation, biological process: regulation of GTPase activity. The record is from RefSeq and is a predicted model, not a curated record. NCBI's taxonomy places the organism in Eukaryota, Metazoa, Chordata, Actinopteri, Cypriniformes, Catostomidae.
AGAGGAGUGGGACUGGAAGCAGCUGUGGUAAAUGUUCCACCAGUCUAGUAAAAUCGAGGAAAAAAAGGGUAAUUUACGACAAAAGAAAACACUUUAACUCACUCAUUAAGCGAGAUCGAGUGAGGAGACCCGUGCCGGACACCACCGAUGAACUGCGUAGCGCUUAAAAAGUAGCAGAUCGGAGCGUGUUCUCAACUCACUGGCAACAAAAUAACAAGCACGAAAAGACUUGACAAUAAAAGCUCACUUUCCUGCGGGCUACAAGCCACAACUGACACCAGACCGAACCGGGGACUCGAUACAUCAGCCUCCAAUCUACUCGGACGUCUGACAUCUCUCAUUUCUCAAAAUCCCUUCGUCUUUUUGUGAAAACCUGAAACUCAGGAAACAAUGAAGACCUAACUCAUGUGCUAGCCACUGAGCUGGUCCAGCGUGUGUGUGCGCGCUCCUCUCUUCACCAACUUUCUCCAAGACUGGAAAAGGCAGGUUUACCAGACUCAUAGAAGAAGCUUAGGCUCUCUUCUUAAUUUUUUCAUGGAGGUGAGGGGCGAGGACAGGGGAUCGGACGGCAGCAGAGGCCCCGACUCGACCCCCUUUUCCCUUUACUCUAAGCCCGCUCGAGUGAUGAUCUAUCCGAGCGCUGGAGGAGAAGAUCUCCUGGUGAGAGCUGGUGCUGGCUGUGAGUCUCCCAACUCAGACGGGCCGGGCAGCAGCCGGAUAUCCCCCACUGAUGUGCCCGCGGUUUUGCCACCUAUACCGCCUCCUCCGGGGUUCGGGGCGCACGGGAGUGUGGAUGAAAGUGAUCAACAGGAUGGGCCGGAGUAUGAGGAAGAAGAGGUUGUUUUUCCCCUCUCCGCGCCGCCCACCAACCAAUGGUACCAUGGAAAGUUGGACAGAACCAUUGCAGAAGAGCGAUUGCGUCAGGCUCGGACACCGGGCAGCUACCUCAUCAGGGAAAGCGACCGGCGGCCUGGCUCCUUCGUGUUGUCCUUCCUCAGCAUGACCAACGUGGUCAAUCACUUCAGGAUCAUCGCGAUGUGUGGAGAUUACUAUAUCGGUGGGCGACGAUUCUCAUCCCUGUCAGACCUCAUUGGUUACUACAGCUAUGUGUCUUGCCUACUGAAAGGUGAAAAACUGUUGUCUCCGGUGGCUCCCCCAGAGCCAGUGGAGGACAGAAGACGAGUGAGGGCCAUUCUUCCAUACACCAAAGUGCCAGAAACUGACGAGAUCAGUUUUCUCAAAGGAGACAUGUUUAUUGUUCACAAUGAACUGGAGGACGGCUGGAUGUGGGUUACCAAUGUUCGGACAGAAGAACAAGGCCUUAUAGUGGAUGAUCUUGUGGAGGAGGUGGGUCGUGAAGAGGAUCCCCAUGAGGGGAAAAUCUGGUACCACGGGAAGAUCAACAAACAAGAGGCGUACAACUUGCUAAUGACAGUUGGCCAAGUAUGCUGCUUUCUGGUCAGGCCGUCAGACAACACGCCGGGCGACUACUCGCUCUUCUUUCGCACCAAUGAAAACAUCCAAAGGUUCAAGAUCAGCCCCACUCCAAACAACCAGUACAUGAUGGGAGGGCGGUACUAUAACAGUGUUGAUGAUAUAAUCGAACAUUACCGGAAAGAGCAGAUCGUGGAGGGCUACACUCUGAAAGAUCCUGUCUCUGUCCAGCAACAAGAACAAGUCCUUUCCGACUUGGUCGAUGGCAAAGAAAUCUAUAACACUAUUCGACGGAAAACAAAAGAUGCUUUUUACAAAAACAUUGUCAAGAAAGGAUAUCUUCUCUUCAACAAAGGUAAGGGCAAGCGCUGGAAGAACCUGUACUUUAUACUGGAGGGAAAUGAUGCUCAGCUCAUUUACUUUGAGAGUGAGAAGCGAGCCACCAAACCUAAAGGACUGAUUGACCUGAGUGUGUGCUCCGUGUACGGAGUCCACGACAGUCUGUUUGGCAGGCCAAACUGUUUUCAGAUUGUGAUUCAGCACUUUAGUGAGGAGCAGUACAUUUUCUACUUUGCUGGGGAUACACCUGAGCAGGCACAGGAUUGGAUGAAAUGCCUGCAGACGUUCUGUAAUAACCUUAGGAAACCCAUACAAACCACAUCCAACAAGCGUUUGCGUCAGGUUAGUAGUUUAGUCCUGUAUGUGGAGGAGGCCCACAAACUUCCCAUCAAACACUUCACCAACCCCUACUGCAAUAUCUCGCUGAACAGCGUGCAAGUGGCAAAGACUCACCCCAGAGAGGGACAGAAUCCAGUGUUCACUGAGGAGUUCAUCUUUGAUGAUCUGUCCAGCGACAUCAACAGAUUUGAAAUCAGCUUAAGCAACAAGACCAAGAAGAGCAAAGAAAGUGACAUCUUGUUCAUGCGUUGCCAGCUGAGUAAGCUGCAGAGGGGCCAAAUGAUAGAUGAGUGGUUUCCUCUGAGCUCCUAUGUGCCUCUGAAGGGAAUCGAGCCAGGCUCACUUCGAGUAAGAGCGCGCUACUCCAUGGAGAAGAUCAUGCCUGAGGAAGAGUACAGUGAAUUCAAAGAGCUCAUCCUGCAAAAAGACUUUCAUGUGAUCUAUGCGCUGGCUCACGUGUGUGGGCAGGACCGCUCCCUGCUUGCCAGUCUCCUUCUCCGAAUCUUCAGACACGAGCGAACUGAAGCUCCAUUACUGAGGACGCUGAAUGACAGAGAAAUUAAUAUGGAGGAUGAAGCCACAACGCUCUUCCGUGCCACUACUCUAGCUAGUACUUUGAUGGAGCAGUACAUGAAGGCCACAGCCACACCUUUUGUUCAUCACGCCCUUAAAGACGCCAUACUCAGGAUCAUGGAGAGCAAGCAGUCUUGUGAGCUGAACCCAUCUAAACUGGAGAAGAAUGAGGAUGUUAAUCUGAAUCAAGCUCACCUGCUCAACAUCCUGUCAGAGCUGGUGGAGAAGAUCUUCAUGGCUGCUGAGAUCUUGCCUCCGACCCUGAGGUACAUUUACGGCUGUCUGCAGAAGUCUGUGCAGCAGAAAUGGCCCAUCAACACUACAAUGAGGACCAGAGUUGUGAGUGGUUUUGUCUUCUUGAGGCUCAUCUGCCCUGCUAUUCUCAACCCCAGAAUGUUCAAUAUCAUCGCUGACCCUCCAUCCUCCACAGCAGGUCGGACGCUCACCUUGGUAGCCAAGUCUGUACAGAAUUUGGCCAACCUUGUGGAAUUUGGUGCUAAGGAGCCCUACAUGGAGGGAGUGAAUCCUUUCAUCAAGAACAACAAACAAAGGAUGAUCAUGUUUCUGGAUGAGCUGGGGAAUGUUCCUGAUCUGCCAGAAUCUAUCGAGCACUUUAGGACAGAUUUGUCCCGUGACCUUGCUGCCCUGCAUGAGAUCUGUGUUACUCAUUCUGACGAACUCCGCACCCUCAGCAACGAGAGAGGAGCACAGCAGCAUGUGUUGAAAAAGCUGCUGGCCAUCACUGAGCUCCUCCAGCAGAAACAGGUGCACUACGCCCUGUCAAACAGCAACAGAACUGAAUGUACCUUUAUGGCUGUAGCCACCACUAUCCAGGUCCUCUGAAACAAAUGAUCGAUAGCAAAGACAGCAAGUCCCAUUCUACCCAGAUGACAAGCACUGCAUCUGGAUGUGUGAACCAUUGACUUAAGGUCUCCAAUCACAUAUGUGUUGAAGUUCUGCUCGGACUCAACACAAUGCCAAACAUGAAUUCAACAAAACGGUUGAAAAACUUGAAUUUGCAGACAAAGCAUUAAUUCUGUGUAGAUUAUCUCCUGGAUAAUCAUGAAACUUCAAGAAAUCAUAACGGUCAACCAAAUGUUCAAGAAUAAAUCAGAAAUGCUCCAUGGCUCCUCAUUGAAAAGCUCCAAAAUCUUAAUGGAGACUGCUGAAAAAUCAACUUGGAUUUGUCCAACUUGAAACAAUACCGCUGUCGGUGAUGGACAAGCCAUUAGUUAACAGACCUGGGAGCCGUCAACUAGACUGACAUCUGCAGCCUCCAAACUGCAUAGCUCUUGACCGUCAGGGAAGCAAGAUGUGCAAGCCUUAAUAAACCAUCUACACUCCAUUUUACUGCACAACCUCAUCCUGUUUUCAACUGCAGUUUCAGGUGCAGGUAGGCUUAGAUCCUACAGAUUGCAACCGAUUCCUGUCUUACCUUCUGGGCUGCUUUGCCUGACAAGAUAAUGCUGCAGCCUGGCUUUUAUCUCCAAACAAUUGUUUGCAUGUGAUACAUGAGCAGAUCAGUGAGACAGAUUAAAUUUUGGAGGGUAGAUUACAAGAUUGUGGUACCUACUGCUUGGUGCAUGCAUCUACUUAACCUGCCCCCCAUUCAUCCACCUAACCUACAACUCCAACAAACUUCAGCUCAACUAAAUUCUGUUUCUUUACUCCAGAAUUGUUGGAAUAGACUGUGGGCUUCCUGAUUGCUUGUGUGUUAGAGAAAUAAUAAAAACCAUCAAGACUAUCAAAUUACAUUAAAUAAUUUAAUAUCAGCCUGAUUAUGUUUAGCAGAUCUGCUCAAUUAUAUUUGUGAAUUAUUAUUAUUCCCUGAAUCAUCAGUGUUUCAAAACCUGACUAUACAGUUUAAGUAAUGCUUUCAAUUUAUUAGAUAAUUCUACAAUGUCUUUUUUAAAAUCAAUUUUACAGGUAGUAACAUUGUCCUGUCCUCGCUGAUCCCCUUUCAAAAAAGUAUAAUGGUUGAACCAGUGAUGUUGUCAGAUGGCAAUACCAUGGUAUUUUUAAAUAUGUACAUGUCUAAAAAAAAUGCAGUAUUACUAUUGUAAAAACAUUAUACAAUUAAAAAUGUUGUUUGUGGUUUGUAUAUUCACUACCACCGACAUGAAAAAGCUCCCCUUGUACUUGUUUUUUUUACGUGUUUUGUUUUCCCCCCUCCAGCUGCAUUGGGAGAUUCUAUUAAAGUACAUUUGGCUGCAUUUUAUGACCCAGCAAAUAUGUGAAUCAGCAUCACAUAGAUGCAACAGAUUUUUUUUAUUAUUUGUUUUGUAUUUCAGGUAGUUCAUGUAUUUUUAUUUUUAUAUUUUGUACUUAAAAAAAACAUGACUUUUGAUUCUUAGAUAUGAAACACCAAGUGACUAACCUGUCUGAAUAAAACUCUUCCUAUCAUUAGUUUUGUGUGGUUUUUAAAUCAGGGUUUGAAAAGGUGCUUCAAAGAUAAAUUCAAGAACUUUCAAUAACUAUUCAAGCACAUUUGUAUUUGUUGUCAAGUACUAUGCUCAAGAUAUCAUUAAAACAAAUUCUUUAUUUGUUCAUUUUAAAUUAAAAUAUUUUAUACAUUCAGUUAAUUUAUUGUUAUAAAUACCACUUAUUACAAGUACAACAAAUCUCAAUGUGCAUCUUUAACUACACAUUCUCAGGAACAAUUCUUGAUUCAUACAAUUGUAGUGUGCUCCCUUAAAAAGCACUUCGCUUUCCAACAAAAGUUAAUAACUGGGUCCGUAAACUGUACUUCAUUUGAAUCAUGUGCUGUGUUCCAUAUUUUCUAAAGUCACACAAGAGAUUAAUGUGAGGAACUCAGGCAAACUGCAAAUGGGUCAUUCUCAAAAUAUUUUGACUUUCUCAACUUACAAAAUAUAAAAAUGUUCCAUUUAGUUCAGUUUUUGCAUAUAAACGCUGAGGGUAAAAAUGUUCUAACAUGGUUGACAUUAUUUUAUUCAUAAAUGACAACUUGGCUGUUGUUCUUUCGUUUAUUAUUUAAUUUUGUUUCCCAAACAAAGCAAGUUGGCACUAAUGAGGGUUAAAUGGGUUACAACACAUUUUGAGGGUUCAAUGGGGUACAACACCAAAUAUUUUCGUGUGAAAAUAUUCGUUAAAAUGUGAUUAAUAACUUUUUAACAUCCUGCGA